CACAUAAAGCAAUUCUGCUGUCAGCUGUGAUUUUUAUCGUAACCGUUUAUUUCUCAUAAUAUUUUGUAAUUCUUUUUUUUUUUAUAAAUGCCAUGAAGAAAGUGAGAUUGACGGUUAAUUUAACUUUGUAUACAAAGGUUCACAAAUAAUUUAAUGUAAAUUACUUUGUUUCGCAAUCAUGAAAGACGAAUGGGAAAGAAAUGAUGCUGUAGAUGUUAGUAAUGGUGUUUCAUGGAGUUGGGAGCAAUAUUGGAGCACGGUUCUACACCAAUACGGUGUGCCGUUUAUGCAAUUUUGGAUCAGUUUUUUUUAUGGACUUUAUACGCAUUUUACUUUCACAGCUUUGGCAUUAUAUUUUGUUAAAUAUGUCCCGACGGCAAUUUACAUGUACACGCUGGUGAAGAAUAUAUAUUUGACAUCGCGGGAAAGAAUAAAACGAAAGCAAAACGAACUUCAAGAUAUUCAACUACAGAUUCAGAUAGUGAAUACAAAAUUGUGUGUACGUGAUGCCGAAUUCACGGAACGAACGGAGCAAUUGCGUAGAGACGCGGAACGCUUGAGGAGGGUGCGGGCGCGCGUGCGUGACGUCAUAGCCACGGACGAGGCGCUCCGACGUACACUCGAAGGCGCCGCUUGGGACAACGACCACGACGCUCUAUCUCAUUCGACCCCGCAAGAAAAUCGGGAGUUCCUUAUACGAUUAUUAAAAGAAAUGAAAUGUGACCAGGUCAAUGUAUCUGAACGACAACCUGGUAAAAUGGACUGCGGAGAGCAGCUGCCAAAUGAGAGUCCAUCGCCAGAAAACAGCAUUUACUCAUCGCUCAGCGACGGAGACCUCCGCCAAGACUGUCGCGUGAAGAUUGUCAACGUUACAAAUGUGUAUAAAGUUGCUUAUUUGAAACACUAUAUAAAACAAAAAAGACUGAGGCGUGCAAACCGUCAUGCCAUGAUCAAGAAAAAGAUGGAGAGCGUAAAAAAGCUUCUAGAAGAUUGGCAAAACACUCUUAGUAUGGUGAUCAAUAGUGAAUUGACUAUACUGAAUAUCGACACGCAUUCGGCCGAUGUGGCAUCUCGUAAGGCCCGGGGAGAUUACACGAAGCCAAACGAUUCCUCAGAUUCAGGAGACAGCGAUUUGAGGAACAGCAGUAGUGAUUUGAACAGUGAAUACGCCGCGAACUGGACGCAAGAGAAUAAGGCCAGCCCGUGCAUAUACACUGGGGAUCUUUUAGACACAGCUGAAUGCGACUUCCAACAGUACGGUGACGUCUGCUCCCAUUCUUCGCAAUGCGAAUACAGCAGUCACGUAACGAGACCUGCGUUGUUGUCGAUGAUGCCGGCGGAGCCCGGCCGUCUAUUGACCAUCGAAGAAGUUAAAAAAGAAAACGAAUACGACGAAGAAUGUUCUGACAAUAUUGCUAUUUGAAGUUCUUCUAAAUUAAUAUAUUUUUAUUUGCA
Messenger RNA from Bombyx mori (domestic silkworm), 1455 nucleotides. RefSeq lists its product as uncharacterized. The transcript is spliced from 6 exons. The record is from RefSeq and is a predicted model, not a curated record. Bases 179 to 1423 code for a protein of 414 amino acids. Lineage: Eukaryota; Metazoa; Arthropoda; Insecta; Lepidoptera; Bombycidae. Gene Ontology annotation, molecular function: metal ion binding.